Phlebotomus argentipes is the source of this 1940-nucleotide messenger RNA. Its product is annotated as zinc finger protein 26-like. The record is from RefSeq and is a predicted model, not a curated record. The transcript has 4 exons. NCBI's taxonomy places the organism in Eukaryota, Metazoa, Arthropoda, Insecta, Diptera, Psychodidae. Bases 112 to 1782 code for a protein of 556 amino acids.
ACCAAAUUUUGCUCUGCAAACUUCACACCGCUGAAGAAAAGGUAAACAUCAUUUGGCAUCGCAAAUCGCAAAGCUUGCAACGCAUCGUGUUGGUUAAAAGGAGAGAUUAGGAUGAAUAUAGAGAGAAUUAUGGAUAUAAAAGUGGAAAAGGAGGAAGGUCUUACCACGGAAAGUGAAGAUCAGAACGUUUUUGAGUGUGAUGUCGUAAAGGAAGAGUAUGAAAUCCAUGAAAGCAGUCUGCCAGAACAACAACCUCAAAAACUGGAUGAAAGCAAUGGAGAAUUCAUUCAUUUUGUGAUUUCAGAAAUCAAAUUAAUUCCCAGCAAAGUGAGUUUUGAAUGUGCGCACUGUUUGAAAACUUUUCGCCGAAAAUGCAAUUUAUUAACUCACUUAAGAGCACAUUUCGAGAAACCCUUGCCGUGUCCCAUUUGUAAGAAAGUAGUGAAGAAUACUUUAGCCCUUCAGUGGCAUCGUAAUAGGACGCAUGGUAUCACAAAACCAUGUGAAUGCCGGAUAUGCGGAAAAGACUUCAUUGCAAGGUCACGAUUGGAGUUGCGUAAGCACAUGAAGAAAAUUCACUCUUGCGCCCCACAAAAUUGUCACAUCUGUGGAAAAUCAUUCCCGACGAAAUACACCUUUGAAAGACAUAUGGGUAUUCACAGAAUCAAUGAGUGCCAAAUAUGCUUCCGCAAAUUCUCAAUUAAGAGACUCCUCGAAGAACACAUGAGUAUUCACAGUGGUGAAAAGCCUUUUACUUGUGAUAUUUGCAAUAAAAAGUUCAGAUUGGACAAAGACAUAAAGCAACAUAAGAAAAUUCAUUUGCCACCAACUGGCAUGCUGGAAAAAUGUAUCUACUGUCCAAAGACGUUCAAGACGUUAGAAGGUCUCAAGUCUCACGUGAAGGCUUAUCAUCGAGGCCUUCCAAGAGCAAAGAAAUCUGUUCCAAUGUGCACAAUUUGCAAGGAAGUUUUUCAGAAAUACGACGAAUUGUUGGCACAUGUGAAGAUCCACAAACGCGUCUUUCGUUUCGAAUGUGCAAUGUGUGGCAAGAAAAGCGCUCACAAAUAUCUAUUGAGACAACAUAUUGAGAAAAUCCACUUGAAAGCUACAGAUGAGAAUAAAAAGUGCCACAAGUGUUCAAUUUGUACGAAAGCGUUCAAAAGAGUAGCUCAAUUGCAAAUUCACAUGACAAGUCACAGCUCUGAUCUUCCGUUCUGCUGUUUAAUAUGUUCAAAUAGAUAUAAAGUUAAAACUACACUAAAGACUCAUAUGGAAAAGCAUCAACUUUUGCAUGAAGAAGACAAAAACUGUCCUUAUUGUUCAAAGACUUUCGAAAGAAUGAGCAGCAUGAAGAACCACUUGAAAUUCUCACAUAGAGGACUUACUCUCAACACUAUAAAUCCACCCUUCAGGUGCAGUGUGUGUAAACAAAUUCACAAAACAUUAGAAGGCCUGAAGAAGCACGCUUUAUUGCACAAGAACGACUUUAAGUGUGAGAUUUGCAAGAAGAAAUUUCAUGAUAAUAGAAUGCUAAGGAAACAUUUUGAAGUGUUUCAUACAAAAAUAGAGAAGCCGAAAAUCCAAAAGACGCCGAAGGUCUUCAAGUGCCCAAUGUGUGAAAAAAAACUAAAAUCCAAGUAUACUUUACAGAGACAUUUAAUUUCUUGUAAAAGAAAAACCAGCCAGGAAACAUUGCGUGCUAAUGAAUCAUCAAGGGCGUCACUGAAAUUAGAAAUUGAAAUAGAUGAUAUAAAAGAAGAAAUAAUGGAUGAAGAUUUUUGAUCAUAUUCAUAACAGUGUAGAAAAAUUCUGCCUUUUAUCUUUAUUUUAUUUAAUUCAUCAUUUAUCGUGAGCAAAUCGGAGGAAAAGACUUUUCCUAAAUCUUAUACACAUCAUACAUAUUCAUUAAAUUCAGCUUGGAAGACUGCAUAAUGAUUUGU